This is a messenger RNA of Bradysia coprophila, 2526 nucleotides long. RefSeq names its product DDB1- and CUL4-associated factor 6-like. Gene Ontology annotation, cellular component: cytoplasm; Cul4-RING E3 ubiquitin ligase complex. Gene Ontology annotation, biological process: positive regulation of transcription by RNA polymerase II. NCBI's taxonomy places the organism in Eukaryota, Metazoa, Arthropoda, Insecta, Diptera, Sciaridae. The record is from RefSeq and is a predicted model, not a curated record. Gene Ontology annotation, molecular function: protein binding.
UGUGCGUGUGAAAUGUUUAAACGUCAAAAAGGUUGCAGUAAAAAGAAAUAUUUUUAAUGUGUAGAGAGACAUUUAUGUUGUGUAUAAUUUGCGUAUCACAGCCGUAAGAGAGAAGAAAAAAAAAACGGUCGCAUCAAGUACACCUAAAUCGUCUUAUACCGAAAUAUUUAUUUUCUCAAUAAUUUGAAACCAUGAACACGAUUUUCAUUCAAAAGGCAUACAAAUCUUGUUAAGGUUUGCUGGCACUUCGUUCAUAUUUUUCUUUGACUCAAAUUGCCUUUAUUUGUUGUUUAAUUUAAAGUCAUCAGAAACAACACAAAAACUGCUGACUAAAUUCGUAAAUAAUAAAAUCAUUUCGUCAGUUCACGAGGACACAACAAAAGUGUUUUUUUUUUAUUUGGUCAUACUUUGUGGUUCGUCGUUUGUUUGGUGGAAAUAAGAAAAAAGUAAAUUGAAAAUUUAAAAAAAAAUUAAAAUUAACUAAAACAAAGUGUAUAAUGGUGAAUGGUGGCAGUGUUUUUCGAGAUAUCACCAACCAAUCGAUACAUGGAGACCUUAUCAGACACAGAUUGUAUAACAGUACUAAAGAUUCAAUAUCCUACCUGCAGCGCUUAGAUUUGUACAAGCAGCUGAAGGUUCACAAAGGAUGUGUAAAUACGAUCUCUUGGAAUAACACUGGUGAAUACAUUCUAUCCGGCUCAGAUGAUCAAUCAAUUGUUGUCACAAAUCCCUACAAUGGAAGAGUAUUGGUUCAAUAUAAAACCGCCCAUCGAGCAAAUAUUUUUAGUGCAAAAUUUAUGCCACAAUCAAACGACACAUCCAUAGUCAGCUGUAGUGGCGAUGGCAUUGUUCUAUAUACGCAAUUAACUAGUCAACCAUUUAAUGAUACGAAUGCGGCGAAUUUAAAUUAUUUCAAUUGUCACAGUACGGGUACCACAUACGAAGUUCUGACCAUCCCAACUGAGAGUAAUUCCUUUAUGUCGUGUGGAGAGGAUGGAACUGUCCGAUUAUUUGAUUUGAGAAAAAUAUCGAGAUGUCAGAAGGUGUGCUGCAAAGACAAUAUAUUGAUAUUGUGUCCGUCAGCUAUUACCGCAAUGUGCGCCUCACCAGUUUCCUCAAAUUACAUUGCUGUGGGCAGUUCAGACAGUCAUAUCCGGAUAUAUGAUCGCCGAUAUUUGUCGCUGAUUGAUUUCAAUGGACCAAAUUCGUCGACAACAAAUAACUACACAGUACCCGUCAAAACAUUCACAAUUCCGUCAUUGGAGAAACGUCCCUUCCGUGUCACAUCCAUCAAAUACAGUUCCGAUGAGUCCGAGCUGUUGGUCAGCUAUUCAUCGGAUCAUUUGUACUUGUUUGAUGUAACCAAAGAGGGAAUCAAUGUGAAAAAUCCUGACGAAUCUUCCAAGCGCUCGAAGAGAAGUAACAUUGAUUCAUCGCCAAGCGUUCGAAGACUGAGAUUGCGUGGAGAUUGGUCAGACACCGGGCCGCAGGCCAGGCCGGAACGAGAAGCGCAAAGGGUCACUGUUGGACAGGCCAGACCUCAAUUACAGGCUACGAUAAUGCAUCGUAUGACUGAAGUUUUGUCGAGAAUGUUGGCUGAUCCGCGGACAAGAAUCGGACUGAGCGCCCACGGAAAUGAGAUAGCGGAUCAUCAAAAUUUCGCGAAUUCGGUACAACAAUUUCAAAGCAUUGCUGAGCAAGAUAAUUUACCAAACAGUUCCCAUUCGUCCGUACCAGAACCAACAAACGAACAAAGCCGCCAAAGGGACACAAAUAUGUCGGACGAGAGUAAUCAACAGUCGGGUUCGAGUAGCCAAGAUCAAAACAGUGGAAACCGUGAUAUUGACAUCGUGCCAUACGAUUCAACGACAAUGGAUUGGAAUGUCAGCGACAUCGACAUGGAGCAGCUCAACACAUUUGAUUAUAUGAAAAUGAAGUUUAUUGGGCAUCGGAAUGCAAGAACCAUGAUAAAAGAGGCUACGUUCUGGGGCAACGAUUACAUAAUGUCUGGCUCGGAUUGUGGACACGUAUUCGCUUGGGAAAGAAAGACUGGAAAACUUGUGAUGUUAUUAGAGGCUGAUCAGCAUGUUGUAAAUUGCCUGCAACCACAUCCAACACUGCCUUAUCUGGCGACCUCGGGUAUUGACUACGACAUCAAAAUCUGGUCACCAAUGGACGAAGAAAAGGAACGAUUUGAUGAGAGUAAAGCUCAAGAUUUGAUGCAAAGAAAUGCUGUGAUGUUGGAAGAAACAAAAGACACAAUUACUGUACCAGCUGCAUUCAUGAUUCGGAUGCUAGCCUGCAUACACUCAUUACGUAAUAGACGAGGAUCGCAACCAAAUAAUAGCCCUAGACGUCAGGAAAACAAUGAAAUGUGAAAUUUAGUGCGUAAAAAUUUGUUGUUAACGUUUUCAAAGUGAAUUGAUCAAUUUAGUGAGAUGUUAUUUAGAAAUAUGCUGGCAAACCAUCGUAUAUUGAAACUAUUAUACUGAUUAAAAUCUGCAAUUUGCUUUCAGAAAUUGAAAA